AUGCCGUCCAAGAAGGAGCACGAAUCGAUCGAAUCCGGCGGCCAUGGAUCGGAGUCCACGAAGGACGACAUAGACGAGGCGAUGACACAGCAGACGGAGCCGAGUCCACCAGCCGACCAAGCCAGCGCCGGCGACGAUCUGCUCAGCGGCCUCUGCGACGACGUGCUCGUGCACAUCCUCGGGCUUGCGGAACACGCGGGCGACGCGGUGCGCACGGGCGCGCUCUCGCGCCGGUGGCGCGGCCUCUGGCGGCGCGCCCCCGCGCUCCGCUUCGCCUCAGGGCGGUGGUUCGAGCACGGCGGGAGAGCCCAUGGAUUCAUCGCCUCCGUCGACGACACCCUCGCGCUCCGCGCGCGAUCCGGCCACGGCCGCCUCGAGGAGCUGGAGAUCCGCUUCCUCAUGUGGGACUACGCGUUCUGCGAACACAAACAGCAGCUCGUGCCGUCGUCCGUCGGAGCAGCGGAGAGGUGGAUUCGCCAUGUUGAAUUCCAGAAUUCAGCUUUGAGGCCAUCGCCAAUAGUGACCAUUGUGCUGGCUCUGGACAUCGACAUAAUCAAAGGCAGGAUACCACAACUCGAUCACGUGCGAUCUUUGAAGGCUCGUAUUAUUCCUUCAGCGAGGAAUCUGAACCUGCAUUCCUUUGGGGAUUGUGUAGCAAGCCUCCUCACAGCAUUCAAGAAUCUUAGAUACCUCCGCCUAGACAUCGCUUGCUUCCACAUCAAGGAGGUGCAAUCAGUUCCGAAGUCAAAUUUCAUAUGCGACCACUGGGAAUCCCAUAAAAUCUCGUUCAUUCACCUCAUGAAAGCAGAUUUUAGGGGAGUAACCGGAACCGAUUGUGAACUCUGGUUCUUGCAGUACGUGCUCUAA
Molecule: messenger RNA, 867 nt
Organism: Setaria italica (foxtail millet)
Lineage: Eukaryota; Viridiplantae; Streptophyta; Magnoliopsida; Poales; Poaceae
Exons: 3
Coding region: 1-867 (288 amino acids)
Molecular function (GO): protein binding
Source: RefSeq, a predicted model, not a curated record